AGUCUUUCCCAGGUAUAUACGUUCCACUGAUAUAUAAGACAUCAUCGUACAAAGAUCGAUGCGUUCGCGUUCACUCACCCCGCCCAUGGCAUCUCCGCCCAUUAUCUCCGAAUCUGAGGCCGAGAACGCGCGCCCGACUGUCUCGGAGAGGGGAAGUCGCGCGACAAGCUACGCCGGAUCUCUCUGUACCAUUGCAGAGGAUCCCAACGAUGAUUUAUGGGUGGAGCCAAAGCUGAAGGCUCAGUACGAAGCAUUAUUGGCGCAGCAGAACCAGGUCGCGCCCGUUGCAGUACUGGUUCAUAGGCGCAAGGCUAAAAGCGCAUCGAGUGUUGCGAAGGACUGCCGCAAGCAGGGUGUAGACAGACCCACGGAACUGUUCCUUGAUCGCGGUGUUGUCUUCGGCGCUUUCCCGCCAUUCUGGCGUGGGUUAAACAAGGAGCAUCCGAUGUGGCGCGUCAAAGAUCUGUUACUUCGACGCUUAUGCGACGUGGAGCCCCUUCCUCGCGAAUCUUUAAAUGAGUCGCAUCCGCUUAUAACUAAGUUCGAUGUUACGCGCAUGUGCUUCGAGCGGUCCGCACCACAAGGCGGUGACUACGUUAUUCUAAGGGUGAGCGCCGUGUAGAAUUGUCAACGGUGUGCUGACUACUCAACAGCCUGCUUACGUGCCUCAGUGGUAUGCGUACCAUUAGGAGAAGGCACUGGAACAGGUCGUCCGUAUAGCCCACAAGCUCUAUCGUCUUUCUC
Schizophyllum commune H4-8 is the source of this 744-nucleotide messenger RNA. RefSeq lists its product as uncharacterized. Bases 59 to 622 code for a protein of 187 amino acids. NCBI's taxonomy places the organism in Eukaryota, Fungi, Basidiomycota, Agaricomycetes, Agaricales, Schizophyllaceae. The transcript is spliced from 9 exons. The record is from RefSeq and is a predicted model, not a curated record.